CCGACCACAGGCGAUCGGAGGCAGUCAGGGUGUCACCGUCGGACGAGGAUCGCUCGAGAGUUAGGGUCAGGAUGGCACAGAUGCGGCUGUUGGUGAAGGGCGCGGCGCAGGUGGUACGCGUGGCAGCCGCAGGAGAGAAGGUCAAGUUAAAGGACGCCAUGAGCGAUCUGGCCAUCGUCAACGCCACGCAGAGGGAGGGCGUCUCCAUCGCCGUCAACCGUGAUGGAACGAUCGCUGCGGUAGGCCUGGACUCUGAGGUGGCAGGCAUGUUCCCGGGGGCGUCGUGGGAGACCGUGAUCGAUGCUCAUGGGCGCUCAGUGGUACCCGGCCUCGUCGACGCCCACACUCACCCGGUCUGGGCAGGAGACCGCGUCCAUGAGUUUGCUAUGAAGCUUGCGGGCGCGAGCUACAUGGAGGUGCACGCAGCGGGCGGAGGCAUCAACUUCACGGUGGAGCACACCCGCGCCGCCUCCGAGCAGGAGCUGCUCGAUCUCCUCCUGCCGCGCCUCCGACGCAUGUCAAGCGCAGCUGCCCUCUGUGGGGCCGACCUGGUCAAGGCCGUUCAAAUUGCUCUACACAGUCACGUACGUGUGCCAAUUGUGGUGGCUCCCAUAGUGCCUUUCAUAGGAGCGGACUUCCCUGCAAAUUCAAGUCUCAAGGAGCAGUUUUCAGAUUCAAAUUAG
This is a messenger RNA of Penaeus indicus, 683 nucleotides long. RefSeq names its product probable imidazolonepropionase. The coding region runs from base 72 to 683 and encodes 203 amino acids. Gene Ontology annotation, molecular function: imidazolonepropionase activity. The record is from RefSeq and is a predicted model, not a curated record. The transcript is spliced from 5 exons. Lineage: Eukaryota; Metazoa; Arthropoda; Malacostraca; Decapoda; Penaeidae. Gene Ontology annotation, cellular component: cytoplasm.